Molecule: messenger RNA, 1323 nt
Organism: Drosophila obscura
Lineage: Eukaryota; Metazoa; Arthropoda; Insecta; Diptera; Drosophilidae
Product: glucose-induced degradation protein 8-A homolog
Exons: 3
Coding region: 518-1213 (231 amino acids)
Biological process (GO): proteasome-mediated ubiquitin-dependent protein catabolic process
Cellular component (GO): cytoplasm; nucleus
Molecular function (GO): protein binding
Source: RefSeq, a predicted model, not a curated record
UAGGAGAGCUGCGCGGAAAGUUUUCCUUUAGUUGCAACCCCCAAAAUGAGUGCAGCACAGGGCUGCGUGGGCGCAGGAAGCAGCAUUUUCGCUGCAGACUGGAAUGCAGAGGCGGGAUACAGAAAACCAGAGACACGGGCCCCAAUACAAGACCAAGUGCAGCUAUCCAGGGACCAGUCCAGUGCUCGAGGAAACGCUCAACGUAGCGCAGGCCAACAUUUUGUGGCCGAAGUUGGACCUGGACCUGGACCUGGGACCUACCUGCAGCUUUAGUAGCUGUCUAUAUACAAGUCCCUCCGCAGCCUCUGGGUGGCUCCUCAAUUACCUUGGAGACCAAUUCCCUGCUGCAUAUUGUCUACGGCUACGGCUGACAAGUUUUCAUAAUUUGCAACAUUAGCAUAAGCAGCAAACUGCAAAAGCAACAACGACUAUAGCAACAACUACAACAACAGAGGUAAGACCUGAGGCAGUACGAAGCCCAGCCCAUCGCUCUCUUUUAGUACCUAUUACGUAUACUAUGGCUGGAUCCAACCCCAAUACUUUGUGGGCACAACGAAUGACGAGCUUUCAGGUCAAGCAGAAGGACCUAAAUCGCUUGGUGAUGAAUUAUCUGAUCACAGAGGGCUACCAGGAGGCGGCACAGCGCUUCAAGACCGAAUCGGCGCUAGAGCCGAAUUGUCUGGUGGACAGCGUCGAUGAUCGCGUCAGGAUCCGCAAUGCUGUGCGAAGUGGCCAAGUGAAGUAUGCCAUGGACCUGGCCAACAGGCUGUAUCCGCAGCUCUUCGAGACGGACAACUACAUGUACUUUCACAUGCAGCAGCUGCGGCUGAUCGAGCUUAUACGGGAGCAGAAGGUGGAGCAGGCCCUCGACUUUGCCCAGAGCAAGGAAUCUGGUCUGUGCGAGGUACACUCGGACAACAUCCGAGAGAUGCAACGCGCCCUGGCCCUGCUGGCUUUCGAUAAGCCCGAGGAGAGUCCAUACGGGGACCUGAUGAAGCCCGCCUACAGGCAGCAGGUGGCCGGGGAGCUGAACGCGGCCAUUCUCAAGUACGAGGGUGGGGAAAUUGUCCAGCCGAAAAUGAUGUUCCUCAUCAAGCUGAUCCUCUGGGCCCAGGACAGACUAGAGAUGGAGGGAAUUUCGGACUAUCGGCGCAUGGACCUGGAGACGCCUGACUUCGAGGAGGAGAUUAGGCGGGCUUUCCAGGAUGGUUAAGCGCAACGGCUUAGAAGGUGCCCCAACAAAUUCGGUGUCUCUGCUGCAACUUAUCUAGAAAUAUGAAUGUUUUGUUUGGGUGUUUUUUUUUUUUUUUGGAUGUGCUGCAU